GCAAAUUUUUGUGGAAAAUAAUUUUGGCGCCCAACCAAAACCCUAGAGCAGCAGUCUAGCAGAGCCUUUAUCAGUCUCCAACUCCUUUUCUACCGGAGCUAAGUAAACAUCAAUUAACCGGAAAAUAUGUCAGGCUUGAGGUUCUUCGUUGAAAGAACCGGUGACGGCGCCGGGCAGCCAGCCCUCGACGCCGACAACGGCGAGGAACUCAUGCACGUUCAGCCUGGAACCGCCAUCGUUCUCGGCAGCCGCCAGCCUGAGUCCCCUGGCACUCUCUACAUCACAACUAAGCAAGUGGUGUGGCUAAGCGAUACAGAUAGGAGUAAAGGUUAUGCAGUUGAUUUCUUGUCGGUUUCACUUCAUGCUGUAUCUAGGGACCCCGAGGCGUAUCAGGAUCCUUGUUUAUACGCUCAGAUUGACAAUGGAUUGGAGUAUGAUGAAUCAGAAGGCUCCACUGAUGAGGGUGAUGAGUCAUCAGAUUUAUCAAGGAUCACUGAGUUGAGACUUGUGCCAUCGGAUCCUAAUCAAUUGGAUACUCUCUUCCAGAUCUUUUGUGAAUGUGCUGAGCUUAAUCCUGAACCAAUUGAAGGGGAGGAAGAAGAACAUAAUUGGAUCUUCAGUGCAGAUCAGCUGGAAAAUCAGGAAGCUGAGGAAGAAUCUGAAUGGACGUUUUCUCAAAAUCUGACACAUUCUAUUGGUCAUUCAAAUGGAGAUCACGACUUAGCUCAUAAUGUGCUUCAGCUUCAAAUUAAUGAUCAAAGGUUUGAAGAUGCGGAGGAAAUGGACAGCGACAGCAAAAAUGGUCAUCGCUAAGGCGUCACCAUUCUGAAUCAGAUUAUCUUCUUGUGUAUCAUUAUAUCUCACAACGAACUUUUGAUGUAUAUUAAAGUGUGUCAACCUGGUCCAGUUUCUCACACUUCAGAUGUUCUUCCGGAAAUGUUGAUUUAAAUUUAGAUCUUUUGCCCAAAAAGAUUACAUGAUAUUCAGGAAUUAACAGUUAUUGCAUAUCAAAACUUAGUGACCUGUGAGUAGUGCGAGCCAAGACCACAUAGCUUAAGUUGAAGGCAGCUUUUCUUGGUGUUUUUCCUGUCUUGUGCCCUUCGUUUGAUUUUUUACCUGGGUUAUGGUAAUGACUUUAAAACUUCCAGGGAUAUCUGUGUGUAAACUUCAAUCUAGUUACUCAGUAUCUCGC
This is a messenger RNA of Nicotiana attenuata, 1192 nucleotides long. RefSeq names its product chloride conductance regulatory protein ICln. Bases 127 to 813 code for a protein of 228 amino acids. Gene Ontology annotation, cellular component: spliceosomal complex; plasma membrane; pICln-Sm protein complex. The record is from RefSeq and is a predicted model, not a curated record. NCBI's taxonomy places the organism in Eukaryota, Viridiplantae, Streptophyta, Magnoliopsida, Solanales, Solanaceae. The transcript has 7 exons. Gene Ontology annotation, biological process: cell volume homeostasis; chloride transport; spliceosomal snRNP assembly.